AUGCCAUCACAAGUUUCUGCCCCAGUAUUCUAUGAACAUCCAGUGGGUCUCGAGGAUGAGCUGGAAACUAUUAUUGAUAGACUUGUGAGAGGAACAAUGCAGUUGGAUAUUGUUCCCGUGGUCGGUAUGCCUGGGUUAGGUAAGACAACGUUAGCCAAUUCAGUUUACUGUCAUCGAUCAGUUGAUUCCCACUUUCAUAUUCGUGCUUGGUGUUGUGUCUCCCGAGUAUAUAGCAAGAAAAGUUUGUUACUUCAGAUUUUGCAUAACCCUGCUUUUGAGAUUUUUGACCAGAGUCUUGAGAUAAAUGAAGAUGAUUUGGCUGAAAAUCUCUACAAGCUUUUGAAGGGAAAGAGGUAUCUUAUAAUUUUGUAUGAUGUUUGGGACAUUAAGGCAUGGAAGUUGUUGGAGAGAUCACUACCAGAUGAUUCCAAUGGAAGCAGGAUUCUCCUCACCAGUAGAUCUCAUGAUUUGCUUUUGGAUUUUACUCUAUUUGGCAAGCCUCAUCAUCUUCGUCCACUAUCUGAUGAAGAGAGCUGGGCAUUGCUGCAGAAGAAGAUAUUUGGCAAAGAAGUUUGUCCUCCAGGGCUAGGUGAAGUUGGAUUCCGAAUUGCAAAAUCCUGCAAGGGCCUACCUCUUGCAGUUGUUCUUAUUGCUGGAAUUCUUGCUAACACUAAGCUACAUUGCACAAUCUGGGAAAAGUUUGCAGAGAGUCUAAUUUCUAGCAUUGCCAAGACUGAAGAAUGCAUGAAUACACUUGAGCAGAGUUACAGGCAAUUACCAGAAUAUUUGAAGCCAUGCCUUCUUUAUUUCAGUGCAUUCCAAGAAGACCAAGACAUUCCUGUUCGAAGAUUGUUAUGGCUUUGGAUCUAUGAAGGGUUUGUCCAAAAGACUGAAGAAAAGAGCUUAGAGGACGUGGCAGAAGACUAUUUGAUGGAUCUGAUUGGUAGAAGUUUAGUUAUGGUUACCAAACAAAGAAGCAUAGGUGGUGCCAAAACUUGUCGUCUUCAUGAUUUGGUACGUGAGUUUUGUUUGGAAAAAGCCAAAGAAGAAAGUUUUCUACAGAUAUUAAAUGGGGGUAACGACCUCUCUACUUUUACUGGACCCUGCCCCCAUCGUCUGUGUAUUUACUUGACGAAGGCAGAGGAGCUUGAGAGGUCAAGGAUGCUUUUUCCCAGAUUACGCUGUUUGCUCUUCUUCCUUCAUUGUGCUCAUUGGAAUUCUGUAAAGGACCCUGAUGGUUCCCUUUGGUUCAUUGCUGAUGUUGUGUUGCCAAAUACUCUCUGGAACAUUAAGACACUGAGACAUCUACAGAUAACAGGGUCCUUGCAGCUUGGUUUUAGUUUACCCAUUGGUGACAUUGAUGUAUCCGAAAAUCUAUAUCAUUUAGACACUUUUUGCUGUGCACUUGACUGCUCUGAUGAAAGAUUGCAAAAGAUACUGAAAAAGUUACCAAGCAUCCGCAGGCUAAAAUGUGUGGGACUAAAAUAUCCUGGAUAUGUUCUGAAGCUGGACAGUUUAAGCCGACUAGAAUCACUUAAGCUGCAUUACUUUUUCCGCUGCAAGUUUGAACUGCCAAUUAAUUUGAAAAAGCUGAUUCUCUCAUAUAAUCGUCAGCCGUGGAGUGAAAUUUCAACAAUAGGAAAGCUGUCCAAUCUUGAAGUGCUUAAAUUGGGAUGUAACUCUUUUGUGGGGGAAAAAUGGGAAAUGCAAGAAGGGGAGUUCCCUAACCUACGGUUCUUGAAACUCUCACGGUUGGACAUUCGCUCUUGGACUGCCGUUUCUGAUAAUUUUUCCCGUCUUGAGAAAUUGGUUUUGCAUGGUUGUGUGGAGCUGCAAGAGGUCCCUUCUUGUUUGGAGGAAAGUUCUACUAUUAAAACGAUUGAGGUGCAAUUUGGUCGCAAGUCACUUAUAAGUUCUGUAAAGCAAAUUCAGCAAGAACAGAUGGACUUGGGAUACUCUGAUCUAAAAAUCAGGAUUCAAGUGAAGAGAAAUGCUGGGGGUGGUGGUGAUGCUGCUGUGGGUGCAAGGACUGCUGCUUCUCCUCGUGCUCGCUCUCCUGCAAGGGGGAAUGUUAAAGUUUUGAAUGAGAGCCAGAAUCAGAACCAGCAACAACCGAUGUCACUCAGUCGAAGCAAUUCCAGGAAGGCAGAACAUUCUCCAUACAGGAGAAAUCCCUCGAGUGAGAUUGACACAAAUGUGGUUGCUGAAAAUAUGUCUUUGCCUGGUAGCAAGGCCCCUAAUAGUAUCAUCACCCAGGCACCCAUUCAGAAGCCAAAUUCUGAUUACACAACGAACAAUAAAUUUGCAGUCCAAGGGGCUGAGAACAAAAUUAGCAGCAGUAAAGGUAUUGCAGACCACAGUGCGACCAAUCUGAACUUAAAAAAUAAGGAGCAGCAGCAUCUGAUAUCUGAAGUGGCCAAGGCUCCGCAAGCAAUCACCACCACCCCCAGCAUUUCUCUUCACCUGAAUCCUCUAUUUUCUCACUACUCAAAGUUUAAUGUUGUUGCAAGUCUUGAUUCUCUGUUUUACUACCCAGAAAAGGCUGAGUUUGCCAAUUAUACCUUUUGUAAACUCGAAUUCUUGCCUUUACCUGCAGAAAAAGAUGCCCUGAUCUCUUGCCUUUACCUCUUUAUACCUAAAGGAGCAGAAGAAUGGGAAGAGGAUUAG
Molecule: messenger RNA, 2667 nt
Organism: Coffea eugenioides
Lineage: Eukaryota; Viridiplantae; Streptophyta; Magnoliopsida; Gentianales; Rubiaceae
Product: putative late blight resistance protein homolog R1B-17
Exons: 6
Coding region: 1-2667 (888 amino acids)
Biological process (GO): defense response to other organism
Molecular function (GO): ADP binding
Source: RefSeq, a predicted model, not a curated record